Molecule: messenger RNA, 978 nt
Organism: Acaulospora colombiana
Lineage: Eukaryota; Fungi; Glomeromycota; Glomeromycetes; Diversisporales; Acaulosporaceae
Source: the annotation of a GenBank genome assembly
AUGCUAAGAAGGUUAGAUAUUUAUAUACGCCCAUUCUUUUCCCGGAGGAUCUGCGCCAAUCACUUCCUGCGGGAUGUCUCUAAAGAGGACACCCAAAGAUUAUCAUCUUUUCGAUGCUUCUCAACGACGAGAGAUGAACAGGUAGAAGCAGCCGAGGGUUCUUCAUCUAACCUGUACGACAUUACACCUUGGACGUUGCAGGAAGUUGAGGAGCUUUUUGAGGCCGUGGAGAAACAUGGUCGACGCUGGACCUACAUUUCGAAAAACCAUUUUCAUUCGAAAAGACCGGCGUCCGAGUUAAAGCGAAAAUGGAUAGAUCAUCAAAACAUAAAAGACAAUGUUCCCUAUCACAAUUACUGGACUGCCGAAGAGGACGAGAAACUUAGGAAAGGUGUUGAAGAUUUUGGGACAGGUAAAUGGAAGAAAAUUCAGGAAAAUUUUUUACCAAAUAAAUCGGAGAAUCAAAUAGUCAACAGAUGGCUGAUCAUCUCAAAAACGAAGCGCGGAAAAUGGAAUAAGGAGGAGGAUCAAAUUAUGCUCGAUUUUAUUGAAAGUAAUGGGAAGAAAUGGAAUGAAGUGAGUCAUAUACUUGGACGUCCAUCAGCCGACGUCUACAGAAGGUAUCAUCUCAUAAUACGUAAGCCUUGGACCGAACACGAGAAAAAGAUGCUCUUCGAUUCCAUUAAAACGUAUGGGUACGACUGGACGAAAAUCAUGACGAACUUCCCCGACAGAAAGUUGGUGGAAGUAAAACAAUAUCACAAUUUUCAUCCGGCCACGAACCCAAACGUAAAAGUGGGUCGCUGGACGCUUGACGAGGUAGAGAGGCUGAAAAGGUCCAUCGAAGUAAACGGAAAGAAAUGGCUUCUGGUAGCAAAGGAUGUCGGAUCAAGGACCAAUUGUCAAUGUCAAGCGUACUGGAGAAAUCAUAUUCAAAAAUCUGACGAGAAAGCAUACAGACUUGUCCAGAUCGAGUGA